Messenger RNA from Corticium candelabrum, 3030 nucleotides. RefSeq lists its product as uncharacterized. The coding region runs from base 205 to 2832 and encodes 875 amino acids. The transcript has a single exon. The record is from RefSeq and is a predicted model, not a curated record. NCBI's taxonomy places the organism in Eukaryota, Metazoa, Porifera, Homoscleromorpha, Homosclerophorida, Plakinidae.
CCUAAUUUCAACUGGGGUGGUGUACCUGGAGCAGAUAUAAAAGAUCAGAUAGACCAAGCAUAUCGUGAAGUCGUUCAUUGGAAACGGAAUUUAUUUCAAGUGCCUUACGGAUCCUCUGGUGGACACUUCGUUUCUGAACUUACAAGGCUAUUUUAUGCAUUUGCAAAUGAAUCUGAUCUCGAGUCAGUCGCAAUAACUGCUGCUAUGCUCAUGCCUCAUCUGUUGCUCCAAAGACCUCACACUAGAUCCAGUGUACAACAGAACUCCUCUUGUUUAAGUCGUCGAUUGGAAACCUGGAAAAAGGGUGACAUAGGAGGUUUGAUUGCAGAAGGCAGAACGAUCCAGUCUCAUCUUCGAUGCCACAGUACUCGGAAUUGUCCUCAGGAUAGAGAGUGUGAUCAAUCAAGAAAAGUUGCACUUUUGUUGCAAAAGGGAAAUAUCAAUGCUGCCCAGCGACUCCUAUCAGAUGAGGACAACUGUGGUUUGCUAGAACUAGACGAAUGUAUUCCUGGCUCUCACAAGUCAGUUAGAGAUGUUCUGAAAGACAAACACCCUGACCCAGCUCCUAUGUUUAAGGAAGCUGUCCUGGACUCCAAAUCUCAGGCACCUCCUACACAUCCCAUUCUCUUCGACAAGAUUGAUGGCUAUCUCAUUCGUGCCAUGUCACUUAAAUGCCAGGGUGCUGCAGGUCCAUCAGGCUUAGAUGCGGCUGCAUGGAGACGUUUGUGCACUGGAUUCAAAGUCUUGUCUAGAAAUCUCUGUGACUCAAUAGCUUCAACAACUCGCAGGAUUGCAACGCAGUUUAUCGACCCGAGUGGGAUUUCGGCUCUGGUUGCUUGCCGGCUAAUACCCCUGGACAAGAGACCUGGUGUCAGACCAAUUGGAGUUUGUGAAACACUUCGUAGAAUAAUUAGCAAGGCUGUCCUGAGUGUGGUAAAGUCAGAUAUUUUGAACGUAGCCGGACCCCUACAACUCUGUGCUGGUCAGAACGUCGGAUGCGAGGCUGCCAUACACGCUAUUCGAGGUAUUUAUGAUGAAGAUGAAACAGAGGCCGUGCUAUUUGUAGACGCAACCAAUGCUUUCAAUACUUUGAACCGUCAAGUUGCUCUGGCUAACAUAUCUGUCAACUGCCCAGCCAUCUUUCCAAUCUUGGCCAACACGUAUCGACAACCUUCUUCAUUGUUUGUAGGUGGAGAAACGUUGCUUUCUAGUGAAGGAACAACUCAAGGAGAUCCCUUAGCGAUGCCAAUGUAUGCUCUGGCCACAAUUCCACUUCUAAAGAGUGUGCAGACGAAUGGUACAAAGCAGGUAUGGUAUGCAGAUGAUGCAGCUGCUGGAGGCUCGCUAGACUGUCUACAUAAAUGGUGGAACAGGUUGGUUGACUUAGGUGCUAUGUUUGGGUAUCUUCCAAAUCCCAAAAAGUCAUGGUUGCUAGUGAAAUCAGGAAAUAUUGACAAAGCUACACAUCUCUUUGAAAAUACCAAUAUCAACAUUACUACAGAAGGACAAAAGUACCUUGGAGCUGCUAUUGGAAACAAAGAUUUCUGCAAUAACUUCCUGCAAGAAAAGGUGACCAAUUGGAAGUUACAAGUAGAGCGACUCAGUUGCAUUGCCCAAACUCAACCACAAGCUGCUCACUCGAUAUUCACACGGGGUCUGAUUGGACGCUGGAAAUUUGCACUCAGAACCAAUGAAAACUUUGCAGCGUACCUUAAUCCUCUGGAGGAGGCGUUACGAUCCAAACUGAUUCCCGCCAUAACCAAUAGAAGUACUCCAGGAGACAAGAUGAGAAGGCUUUUUGCAUUACCACCUCGACUAGGCGGCCUUGGAAUUGUAGAUCCACGUUCGUUGACUUGUGAGCUGGAAUACUCAAAGUUAAUUUGUGCGCCACUGGUCAACCGAAUUGUGCAACAAGAAACAAACCUGGAUAACGUUCCUACCAAGCAGAAUUCUAUGAAAGCUAGCAUUCGCCAGCAAAAACAUCUAGCACAAAAGUCUCAUUCUGAAAUCACUGUCAAUGAUCUAUCUGUGGAAUUGAAACGUUCAGUUGAAUUGGCCUGUGAGAAGGGUGCCUCCUGCUGGCUGACCGCAAUCCCACUAGAGCAACACGGAUUCACUUUGCACAAAUCUGCGUUUCGGGAUGCCCUGUGCCUCAGAUACGGUUGGCACCCGUCCAACCUCCCAGACAUAUGUCCAUGUGGAUCUAAAUUCUCAGUAGAUCACUCUCUGUCAUGUCCAACAGGAGGAUACCCCAGCAUCCGCCAUAACGAGGUCCGCGAUUUAUUUACCAACUUGUUGACAGAGGUUUGCCACGAUGUACACAAAGAGCCCGUUCUGCAACCUCUCAACGGCGAGGUGUUUCAAAAACGCUGUACUACCUCUGACGAAAAUGCCAGACUUGAUAUUGCUGUCAGUGGAUUUUGGGGUGGGCACUUCCAACGAACUUUCUUUGACGUCAGGGUCUUCAACCCUAAUGCCUCAUCCUACAAAUCAGUGCAGAUCCCGUCAUUAUAUAAACGGCAGGAACAAGAGAAGAAAAGGCGAUACGAGGAACGAAUUAAUAACGUGGAGCUUUCAUCGUUCACGCCAAUCAUUUUAGCAUGCACUGGAGGAUGCAGUAAACUGACGUCUAUUUUUUUGAAAAGACUAGCCUCACUUUUAUCGGAAAAGCACCACACCGAGUACAGCACAACUAUCAACUGGCUGAGAUGUCGACUGUCAUUUGCACUCCUUCGGGCCUGCGUGAUGUGUUUGCGAGGAUGCAGGUCCAAGCUUCACAGAACCUCAAGGGACUUCAACAUUCUGCUGGAAGCAGCAGAAAGUAGAUUAUAGAAGACUGUUUAUCUCAAAGUUGUUACAACCUAGAAACUUGUUGCUAUAGAGGAAGCUUUUACAUACAGUAGUAGUAUUUUGAAAAAAGUAGUAGAGAUUUUAUUAUUAUUAUUAGUAGUAGUAGUAGUAGUAGUUUAUUCAAGUAGUAGUAGUAGUAGUGUGUUAGCAGAUGCCGUUUGAUUGUUCAAAUACACCAGU